GGAUCCGUCAUUCAAAAUGAUCUUAGCUAUAACAUCAAAGAAGAAAGUUCAUGUCGCUUGUUUACCUACAGCUGUCCUUUAUCCCCUUUGAACACCGAAAUAUUUCAACCCAUUGUACGGGAAGCUCCAAAAACCUUCUCGAGUUCCCAUCUCUAAUUUUUUCCCUGUUGGAACGCUCAACACCAGGCGAAUUCACAGAGGUCUGCAUUCUAAUCUUAUAGAAACCUAACCAUAUCCGUAUCUAAAGCCAAAAUAUACUCAGAUAUCUCGAUCUUCUAGCAGCCAUGGCCGGCAUCCUGACUAGCGAAGAAAUGGCUGAACGCGCCUCAGCCCGACAAUAUCUCGAGCGACCAUGGCGCAACCUCGACUUUUGCGUCUACCGCUUCAUUCCCCCAACUGAUAAACGUGGACUUCCCUAUGCAGAAAUAAAAAUAGAUGGUCGACCACGAGGACUCAAUGCCAACAAAGUCUGGGUCGGAGAUUUCGCUCCUCGCUGGGGAGAAUUUCUUCUCGAUCUAGGCGAACCCGUUUAUGAUAUACAAAAUCAUCACCCUCUAGUAACACGGCUUGAGGGAUACGGACUCGAUCAGGGACGUGUUAAAAAUAGAAAUCUACAACAAUUGCCUUUUCCAUGGGGCAUCGAUGGCUCACUUCCCGUGCAAAUAUGGGCCAAUGAACGAUUUCGCGAUAAUCACCGCUUACCCUUUGAUCCUAAGGGAAUGAGUCGUCUAGACCUGCAAUGGGAAGCCCGACGACGCGGUCUUCCCACCAAAGGAAAACGCUCCGAAAUAAUCCAACGAAUCAACCGCCUCGAAUUAGCAAAAGGAAUCCAAGCCCCUGAUUUCUACCAACGCGAAGCCCAGCAGCGUCUCGAUGCCUGCCAAAUCCCUCUCUUCCGCGUUCUCGAACCCCAGGAACCAGUAAAAUCUACACCGCAAACCCCCUUGAAACAACCUCCUUUCGACACGGGCGAGAUCGUGCUCGUCUACGGCACCCUAACCGGCGACGACACCACGUGUCUCGUGCGCGACUACGAAGGGAACCGCGGACAUAUCAGUCUUGAUUAUCUCGAGGAAAUCCCAUUGCCGUUUGGACUCAAGCUGAACCGACGCGAAUUGGUCGAGGUGCUCGAUAGAUUGGGCUGGGCGGAUGAAGUGGACAAGACGCCUGAGCCGGAGGAGGGCAGCGAUGAGUGGAAGGCGUUGGUGGAGCAGAGACGUGCGGAAGCGGACAAGGCGGGGGCAGAGGAAAAGUGGCAUGAUUAUGAUACAAGGUGGAAGGAGGGGCAGAAGAGGAAGAAGAGGGCUGACGAUGCGAAGAAGGCGGAGAGGAGAGCGAAGAGAGCGAAAUUGGCAGCGGCAGCGGCGGCGGCGGCGGCGGAGGGCGCGGAGACUUAGUGAUGGCUUUUACUUUGUGGGUUAGGUUUUUGGUUGGAUAGUAGUUGGUGUGCUGUGGUGUGGUAGAAUGGAUUUGCUUGUUUGUUGUAUGUA
This is a messenger RNA of Botrytis cinerea B05.10, 1490 nucleotides long. RefSeq lists its product as hypothetical. Lineage: Eukaryota; Fungi; Ascomycota; Leotiomycetes; Helotiales; Sclerotiniaceae. Bases 285 to 1397 code for a protein of 370 amino acids. The transcript has a single exon. The record is from RefSeq and is a predicted model, not a curated record.